UGGACUUUUAUUUUCUUAAUGUCUUUCACAGUGUCUCCAAAGCUCUUAUCUCCCAGAAGUUCCAGUACGUGUGUUUGCGUGCCCAACUCCGUUAGAAACGUGACAGUUUCAGAGCAUGGUUGAACUUGAGUUAAGGCUUUUUAUUAACGGUUUCUUAAGCUACGUAAAGUACGUAAAGUUGACAUUUGAGGAGUGGCUCUGUAUAAGAGCUCGUUAUAAUCUAUAAAAUAAUGACAGUUAGCCGUGUGAAGCAAAUCUGAAAAGAUACGACUGUAGUGUAGUAUGUAAGAAAUGCUGCCAGAGGAAUUAACUGUGUACGGAAUUAAAUAGAAGAGCAACUAUUGACAGCCAAAUACUUUAUGGUUGUAUAUAAACAUGGCGGCGUUAAAUUGGGGAUAUUCUGAACGGAGUUUGGUCUCAUUGACGGUAAGAGUUCACAGCCUGUCCCUGCUCUGUUUUGCCAGCUACAGUGACAGUUGAAGGACACAUUUAAGUAAAGUAAAGCAAUAGUCGGUGUAACAUUGAGUCCCAAGUGGCUCUAAUAUUGUAUGUGUCUGCUACAGUAAUGCUGUUUUUAUUAGUGCACAUACAUUUUAACUAGAACUAAAGCCUGUGACCUUUGUACUACAUGCUGUGCCCAGUUGACAUCAUGUGCUUUUAAAAUCCACUCUUUAAAGGAACAUACAGCUGGAUGUUAGUGUAAAAAUGAGCUGCAUUUAUCAUGGUUACUCAAACAUCUCUGUGAGGAUUCACCGUGUAGCUUUCCAGGAAUAAGCCAUGACAUGGACAUGACAUCCACUGAAAGCUUAUCUGUAUCCACAUGUGUUUUGGAGACUGUUUUUAAGAAAAAUUGCAUUUAAAAAUGAUGGUAAAAAUAUGUUGCGUCACCCACAACAGGCUAGUCCUUCCUAAUUCUGGUAAGUAUGAAAGAACCUGUGUAAGUUGUAGUUAAUCUUUUUAUUUGGAGAACAGCAGCUAUAAAAAUACUGUGUGACCCUGGUAAAACGAUACGGUUUAAAAAGUACAAUCACAACAUCAAUAAUGAUAUUUUCUGAUAUCACAAUAUGGUAGGGAUGGACGAUAAUUAUCAGGGUCAACAAUGGGAAAUGUUUAUUAUUAUGAUUUUUUUCAGAUAAUUAAGUUAUCGGUCCAGGACAAUAAUAAUUAAUUUCAAAAGCUAAAGGUUAUGAACAUCUUUUUAAAAUGCGAAAAUGUGAAAUUAUUGGUUAUGUUAUCGGUAUUGGCCAUGAGAAGCAUGAGCACACAUAAAUUAAAUCAAACUGAUGCUGGAAACAACAAAAUGUGUUCCACUAUUCUGUAUUAGUGUUACAAAUCAGAAAUCUAAGAAGUCUGAGAAUUUCAGCAUCAAACUUCACUCUUGACCUUGGACCUCUUCCAUGAGUAUUAUAUUCCAGUUCUGCCAAUAGAUCCUUCCAAGUCUCACACACUGGACCUAAACUGAUUGAAGUCCACCAGCUGAAGACCAUAAGAUGUGAUUUAAAAACAACACAAAAAGCUUGUACUCAUAAAUGAAGGCAUCCAAGUGGAUUGCUUACUGAAGGAACCAAUGGAGGGUAAAAGUUCAGGACCUUCAUGUUCUGGCCUCAAUCUGGUCGCACACCCACGGGCAAAAAGCAAAGUCUGGAAGUACUUUGGCUUUGACACAGAUGCAGAUGGCUGCAUAUUGCACUGGAAACGGAUAUACUGCCGCGUAUGUAUGAGUCAAAUAGCUUACUCCGGAAACACCUCCAAUCUGUCGUACCACCUUGAAAAGAACCACCCUGUAGAGUUCAGUGAGUUUGUAAAGAGCAACACAGAUCAGAUGCGCGAGGCGUUCGCCACAGCAUUCUCCAGGAUAAAGACCGAGCCUUCAGGUAUACAUGCUCAGCAACAGUCCCAGGACACAAACUUAAGGCAGAGCUUAGACUAUGAAAACAGACGACACAAUGAUCUGACUGCUGCUGUCAUCAACUUCAUCUGCGAGGGGUUGUACCCUGUAUCUGUAGUUGAAGAACCUACUUUCAAGACCUUAAUGAGUACGGUUGAUCCUGGGUAUUCUCCACCAAGCAAAAGUGACCUGGCAGUUAAAAUGCUUCCUCAGAUGUAUUGCCGUAGCCGAGACAUCGUCUUUAGUGAGCUUGCUGGGGUUGUGAACUGUGGCGUUACAACGGACCUUUGGCAAAGCCAAACCCAGAAUAGAACAUACAUUUCACUCUCUAUGCAUUCAGUUAAUUACUACAGUACAACUGGCUUCUCCAUGACCAAUAAAUGCCUUAAAACCUUUGAAGUACAAGAGGACAACACAGCAGAGAACAUCACCAGAGCGAUGUAUGAAGCCUUUGUUGAAUGGGGAAUAACUCAUAAAGUCAGCGGUGCCACCACAAAUGGUUCAGUAGACAUUGUCAAAGCAUGCUCGCUCCUGGAAUUAUCAGUGGAAAUGCCCUGCCUGGGGCAUACCAUCAAUCGGGCAAUGGAUGAAGCCUUCCAGCUGCCGAGAGUCGACAGCUUUUUGGGAUGUUGCCGCAAACUUGUUGACCAUUUCAGAGAACCGACAACGUAUCUGCUGAGAGAAAAACAGAAGCAGCAUGGCCUAGCUCAGUGUGCACUCAUCACAGACAGGGGUAGGUCUUGGUUGGCCACAUUGGCAAUGUUACAAAGACUGAAAGAGCAACAGGUUGCUGUAACUGCAACACUAGUGGAGGGUUCCGGCAGCCAUCAUUUCAGCUUUGAUGGUCCUGACUGGGCUUUGCUGGAGGGCUUGAUUGAUGUCUUCCAGCCUUUUAAAGUUGUGGCCAACAUGAUAAGUUCUUGCAGGUACCCAACCAUUAGCAUGGUUAGGCCUGUGCUUCAUAUGCUGUUGAACACCACCCUCAAGAUCAAGGAAGGGGACCUCAAGGAGAUCAGCAUGACCAAAGAGGUCAUCUCAAAAGUCCUAUCAAGCACCUAUUCACAGAAUUCACAAUUAUCACAAGAAAUUUCAACAUUCCUCAACAUUUCCACCUUCCUGGAUCCUCGGUACAAGAAGUUGCCUUUCUUGUCCACUCAGGAACGCUCUAAAGUUGAAAAUUACAUCAUUGAGGAGGCAAAAGCAAUUCUUGAGAAGCAGAUUGCAGACCGACCAUGCCUAGAUGAUUUCUCCUUGGUAUCUGAUGAGCCACCUAGCAAAAAGCAGACACCCCUAAGAGAAUCUUCAGCCAGCAGCGUAACCCAAGACAACCCUUUGGCCGCGAUAUUUUGCCAGUCUGAUGCAGACCAGAGCCAGGAGGAGCUGCAUGCACAGGUGGUAGAGGAGCUGAGCAACUACAAAUCACAAAGAGUCCUAGGUCUAAAUGAAGACCCUUUACUGUGGUGGACAAGUCAUGCACCCUUGUUCCCGACCCUCCUUAAGGUGCUGCAAAAGUACUGGUGUGUUCCUGCCACAAGUGUACCUUGUCACAGGCUGUUCAGCUCCUCUGGGACUGUUCUGUGUGGGAAAAGGAACCGUAUAGCUCCAACUUUAGUAGAUCAGCAGGUCUUCUUGUACGAGAACUCGCGUAGCUACUAUGAGCCUGAACCCUGUGAGGAUGAUUUGGACAAUGUUUGGGAAGGAAACUAUUGUCUGGGUCAGCCACUUGAGUGACCGUGUGCUUAAAGUCAAAUCAUUCUGUGCAUAGUGUGUGGCCUACAUGCCAGACUUGCUAAAGCAUUGAAAAAUAUUUAUGUGUAUCAGUCACUAGUAUAAAAAUGUAAUGGGCCUGUUAUAAUAACCUUUCUAAGUUUUGGCCUAUAAUCAAUAUGAAAAUAUUUUUUUGCGCCAUGUCCUUUUACAAGAAUUGUCAAUUUUUGGGGGGUUAAAAUGCUUAUUUGCGUUUUCUCUGAGAGUGAGAUCAGGAGAUUGUUCUCAAACAGGUAUAUUAAGUACAGAGCUAAAGCCAGGAUAUGUUUAGCGUAGCUUGCACAAAGACUGUAAGCAGGAGAAACGGCUAGUGUCCAUCUUUAUUUUUAAUUAUACCUGCCAACACCUGCAUUUAAUUGUGUGUGACAUUGAGUAUGUUAGCAUGCUGAUGUUAGCAUUUAGCUCAAAUCACUCUUAAGCCCCGAAUACACUCCCAAACGGACGUGUCCAUGGACAGCUGCAGAAACCACGUCUGCAUAGUAGCUGUACUGUAAAACUUCAAAUAAUAGCCCAAGCUUUUAUUUGCUUCAAUCACUUGACCUGCCUUUAUUUGCCCCCCAGAGACCUGCCUUUAUUUGCCCCCCAGAGACCUGUUUUCAUUUGUCAAAACAUGUAGCCACGCAAGGCUAGUAAAGGGGCUCGCAUCUAAUUGGGACCCUGCUUUUAAUUGUUUUUGGGUAUAUACUAUUUUCUGGGGUCCGUUUGGAAGAUCUUCUUCUCAUCUCAGUUACAGAAAGAAAAAACUUAGGAGUGUAUUAAAGCCUAUAAGUCAAAUAACUUUUUUUUAUAAAUUUUAUUUUAGUUAUUGCACAAAUGAGAGAAAAUCAUAUGUCAGCUGCUAUGGUUGAUGCUUAUAUUGGAUCCAACAAAUCCGUAAUCAAAACCUGAAAGAAUUCUAAUGAAUAUAGAAUAAUAAUAUGUUGCAUCGACUCCGUAUGCUGUAAGCUCUGUUGUUUCUUUUUGGCCUUUUUGUUGCACUUUUAAUUGUUUUGUUUUUUUGUUAAUUUUGUUUGGGAUGUAUUUUGUAAAUACCUACAAUAUAUGGAUAUUGUAGCAUUAACAAUGGACAAGUUUUAAAAUGUCUUGCUCUGUAGAACAAUGGUACAUAUACAUUAUGAUGUAAAACACUUUAUGCAAGUAAAGAUUUUGUUUUCAAUA
Molecule: messenger RNA, 4813 nt
Organism: Dicentrarchus labrax (European seabass)
Lineage: Eukaryota; Metazoa; Chordata; Actinopteri; Moronidae
Product: E3 SUMO-protein ligase ZBED1-like
Exons: 2
Coding region: 1568-3619 (683 amino acids)
Molecular function (GO): DNA binding; protein dimerization activity
Source: RefSeq, a predicted model, not a curated record